GAAAGAAACACACUACUAUAGACUUAUAUUGCCUGAAAAACACAUAUUAUGACAGAAACAUCACAUAGUACUUUCUCUUUUCCCCAUCUUUCUCUCUGGCCCUAAGAAAGCCCAUAAUCUCCAUCCUAUUUUCCAUUGUCAAGUGCCAAAAAAAGCCUCCUUAUUUUCCCUUUGAUGAUCAAUGCUAGAAAAAACACAAGAAUCUACACUCUUCAGAUGGGCUCACUUCUUUAUCUAUAUUUGAUAUUACUUCCAUUGGCAUUCACCGCGACCCUUUCAAGUCAAGAACAAGGCAUAAAAUCAGCCCGACUUCUUGAUCUAGUCCUCAGAGACUACACGUUUCGAUCUUACAACAAAAACAACUUCAGAACAGCAAAAUUGUAUGCGAUACAUUUACCAGCCAACCUCUCAGGGAUCAGAGUCGAUUCAGUUAGAUAUCGAUGUGGCAGUUUAACAAGAUAUGGUGCCAAAAUCAAAGAAUUCAAAUUACCUAUUGGGGUAAGUAUCCAACAUUGUGUUGAAAGAGUUCUCAUACUUAGACAAAAUCUUGGAUCCAAUUGGUCUUCUAUAUACUAUGACAAUUAUGAAUUAUCAGGUUAUCAACUUAUUUCACCUGUUUUAGGCCUAUUAGCAUACAAUGCUGGUGAUGAUAUGGUAACUUCUACAACCCCUUUUGAGCUUAUAAUUCAAUCUGAUAAAAUUCCAAUCACAAUUGAUUUUAGCAAUACAACAAGACUAGUAAAUGAUACUAGUACAUCUGGGAUAAUACCAUUAUGUGCUAGCUUUGAGCGCGACGGAAAGGUGACACUAACAAAACAAGUGUCACAAAAUGUUUGUGCUGCUAAAAAACAAGGACAUUUUGGUUUAGUAAUUGAGUCACCUCUAAUGCCAUUGAAAAAUAAAAGGGCAAGUAAUUGGAAAUUAGCUAUUGGGAGCGCGAUUGGAGCUGCGUUGGGCGCGUUCCUUUUAGGUUUGCUACUGAUUGCAAUAUUUGUGAAGGUGAAGAAGAAAGCAAGAAUGGAGGAAUUGGUUAGAAGAGCAUAUGAAGAAGAAGCUUUACAAGUUUCUAUGGUUGGACAUGUGAGAGCUCCAACUGCAGCUGGUACUAGGACUGUUCCAACUAUUGAACAUGACUAUAAUCCUCAUAAUUCUUGAAUUAAAUUUUAGAUAUUUUCUUGUUUUGUGGAUCAUUCUUUUUGUAAGCUGAACAUCUUUUUGAAGUUUUCUGUACUGAUACAAUUGUGCUUAGGCCAGGAAGAUAUAGAUUAAAUGCUGACCAUUAAUUUUUUCUCUCUGUUCUG
This is a messenger RNA of Nicotiana tabacum (common tobacco), 1301 nucleotides long. RefSeq lists its product as uncharacterized. The record is from RefSeq and is a predicted model, not a curated record. NCBI's taxonomy places the organism in Eukaryota, Viridiplantae, Streptophyta, Magnoliopsida, Solanales, Solanaceae. Gene Ontology annotation, cellular component: membrane.